AUGAACGCACACAUCAAAGGAAUGGACAAGUUUAUCAGAAAGAUUGAGAAGCGAAACCACAUUGCAGAAGGGGACCUUCAGGGACGAGGAAAGCUUCCGUUCGAAAGCCAGAUUGCCAGUUUAACUUCGGCGCAACAUCCCGUGCUGUACAACGCGAGUUUUGGAUGUCAAGUUGGCCAAGUUUUCAACGCUGAAACUCAGACGGAAGCAGCUGAAGUAGUCGAUGUCGGACCUGCUCUGUCGGCAGAGGAACAGCGAGAUGGUGGACUAUCGUGUGGAAGAGACGGCUCGCUUAUUUUGCUAGAUGAAGACAACACGAACGAAGACGAGUCUAUGGAUGACGAGCAGUACCUGGGACACCUUAUUCAAGAAGUUGAAGCUGGCGAGGAGAUUGAGGUCCCACCAAAGAGGGAAGACGAGACAAGUGAACAAAUCAAGAACAGACAAGAAGAAUGUAGGAAUCUCUUAGAAGAUAUUGAUCAACCGGAACAAGUUUUGAGGAUUUUCCCCUAUCGGAUGUACGGAGAAGCGCCGGACGGGGGACGCCGGACGCCGGACGCGAGUGUCGCCAAAGGCGACUUCCAAAGGCAAGUAGAGCAAAGCGAUGGAUCAGGCGAUGAUUACUAUGGACCCUGCAGGCUAUACAAGGAGGCGCCAGCAUUGCAAGAACAAUACGCGGAUCAAUGA
Molecule: messenger RNA, 687 nt
Organism: Cylicocyclus nassatus
Lineage: Eukaryota; Metazoa; Nematoda; Chromadorea; Rhabditida; Strongylidae
Source: the annotation of a GenBank genome assembly